AUGCAAAAUUUUGAUUCAUUAUUACUAUUAUUAUCAUUACUAUUAUUAUUAUUGCUAUUACUAUUGUCAAUGCUAUUAUUAUUAUUAUUGUUGUUACUAUUAUUAUUAUUAAUAUUAUUAUUAAUAUUGUUAUUCUCAUCAAUAUUAUUAUUUUCAUUAUUAUUGAUAAGAAAG
Molecule: messenger RNA, 174 nt
Organism: Loa loa (African eye worm)
Lineage: Eukaryota; Metazoa; Nematoda; Chromadorea; Rhabditida; Onchocercidae
Exons: 1
Source: RefSeq, a predicted model, not a curated record